Gadus morhua (Atlantic cod) is the source of this 2330-nucleotide messenger RNA. Its product is annotated as transmembrane protein 263. The transcript is spliced from 3 exons. Bases 213 to 599 code for a protein of 128 amino acids. Lineage: Eukaryota; Metazoa; Chordata; Actinopteri; Gadiformes; Gadidae. The record is from RefSeq and is a predicted model, not a curated record.
AUAGAAAACAUUGCGUCACGUCCUCUAGGAUUUGUGAUCAUUGGCAAACCACAGAGCAUCCUAUGUACUAUGCAAGGGAAACGCUGUAGAAUUAUUCGCCACGGGAGAUAAAUAUAUCAUUCUAAUAGCAAAGUUUAAGAUUUGUCUUCACUUUUUAAAUGUAGCUAUCAAAGACGAAUUGUCUGCUUUUAAGUAGUUUUCGAGUGAAUGAUAUGAAGGUCCUCACAGAGCAGGAGAUAGAUGAAGAGGGCAACUCCCAACACCAUGACAACGACGACACAGAGCAGCAUGAGGGGGAGACUUCCGGUUCCCCAGAGGACGGGGAAAAAGACCAUCCCAAAUCAGAAGGAGGAGUGCUGUGGAAAGUGGGAGGUGGCCUGUUCACUAUGACCCGGAGUGUGGUGGGGGUUACUCUCGGAGGGGUGGCCUGGGUCGGAACCAAAAGUUUCCAGAUCACCAAGACUGCGGUGACCAGUGUGCCUUCGGCUGGCGUGGGUCUGGUCAAAGGCAGUUAUUCCAUGGUAACGGGGGGGGUCGGGGCCGUCGGGUCAGCGGUUGCCAGCAAAGUCACGACCAAAAAGAAGGACAAGUCUGACUGAUGAACAACUGUGAGUGUGUGCGGAACGCUUCUUUUUGUUUGUGUGUAGCGCUUGCGCAUUUUCUCCAAUGCGCGUUUUGUUUGCGUAUGUGCAAAAGGUUGGAACGCUGAUGGAUGAAAUUAAUCAUUGAUAUGUGCUUAGCUGGAGCGUAAGAUGUUUCAUGCUAAGGGGAAGUGAAAAUGCAUUUUCCUGAUAAUUGAUCCAAAAAUAAGCCAGUUGCGGUCUAUAGUUGGUCAAAAUACUACAAAUGAUCUCUUUCCUAACAAAAAUAUGAUAGAAACCCUGGAUGGUAAAUAGCAGUGUAACAACUGUUUUAUAUGGGUUUAAGGAUACUUCAUUAUUUUCAAAAUGAAUAGAUAUACAUAAUAAUUUAUUUUAUACACUUGAGACCUUUAUUUUAUCUUAGUCCAUGGAAGACCUGCUGUCGCCUCUAAGUAAAAUGUGGCCUAUAAAGAACGUUUCAGCCAUACCGGAAAUUACCUUGAAACAGUUAAAUUGGCCUUAAAACCUCUUCUGCAUAAAACUUGUGCCAUUGUGAAAUGGCUUGUGAUAUGGAUUUGUGUUGGUUCCCAAAUUUUUGUUUUCAUGAUUGCAUGAUGAUGGAAACAAAAAUGUGGGUUAAACUCCUUUCAAGGAAAUAAGUAUCAGUGACCAUUUGAACAGGAGAUUCCGUUCAGAAAUGGCACCAGGACUGGUCGCUUUCUAAUCUUUUUUUAAUGAAUCUUAGAUUUUUUAGAGAUUCUUAGAAAAGUAUUUAAAUUAUCGGAUUCAUUUAUUGCAAUUCUACCAUACAUUCCCUUGUAAUGAACUGGACAACCAAUCAUGAUCCCAACCGUGAUUCAACAACGAUCUGAUAUGGUCUUGGAUUAAUAUUAAGGUCACCUCUUUAAUGGCUUCAAAAGAUUUGAGCUGGGGUAUAUAAACAUCACUAAACCCCAACUGAUAUGUUAUCCCUUUGGGCUGUUUUUGUUCCAAACUUGUUUUGCAAAGAAAAAUAAUAAUAAUCACUAAAACGGUUAGUAUUCAUUUAUUUAGAAUAAUUAGAGAAUAGGAUAUUAUAGAGAAUUUCUUUCAAGAGGUUUUUUUCUGUGUGUGUUUUGCGGAGUGACCUAAUAGCAAUAGUACUAGAUUAUAAUUUGUUUUUACCUUGAUGAAUUUUCCCAAAAUUUUGUAACAAUACUAAAGACAAAUAUAUCGAUAUGAUGUGUAAAACCAUAAAAUAAUCUUAAAUUGUUACCAUAUUUUCAUAUUGUUUACGUCAAUUUAGUUUUCAAACAGAAUCUUGACGUUUCCAUUUCUAUUCAGUCCAGUUGCUUUCAUGUAUGUAUGCCAAUUUAGGAAGAAAAUUGUGUCAGUACACCAUGUAUCAAUGUUACAUAUAGUUAAAUGCUACAUAUCAUUUAGCUGUGUUGAGCUUAAUGUAGAAGUCUGCAUGUUGUUCUCAAUCUGAAACUAUUUUGAGCUUCACCAAACCCUUUUACCAUAUAAUUUUUAUUUUAGUUGCUUUUGUUUUGAUUUCUCUGUGAAUGUCGGUAUUUAUUUAUAAGUUUCAGGCACAAUGUGGCCUUCAUCCAGCUAUCUAUAUCUUAGUUUUGUAAUCUUUUUUAAAUCCAAUAUUUUCCUUUCUUUCUUCUUUCGUUUAUCUUUCAGGCUGUUUUUGUCUAUUAUAGAACUAUUUUUGCAGAAGGUCAGUUAUGCUGUAUUCUAUAAAGUAAAAACUGCUGGAUUCUC